Sparassis crispa is the source of this 2898-nucleotide messenger RNA. Its product is annotated as Pkinase-domain-containing protein. Gene Ontology annotation, molecular function: cyclin binding; RNA polymerase II CTD heptapeptide repeat kinase activity; cyclin-dependent protein serine/threonine kinase activity. Gene Ontology annotation, cellular component: nucleus; cyclin/CDK positive transcription elongation factor complex. The record is from RefSeq and is a predicted model, not a curated record. The transcript has 7 exons. Lineage: Eukaryota; Fungi; Basidiomycota; Agaricomycetes; Polyporales; Sparassidaceae. Gene Ontology annotation, biological process: protein phosphorylation; positive regulation of transcription elongation by RNA polymerase II; transcription elongation by RNA polymerase II. The coding region runs from base 1 to 2898 and encodes 965 amino acids.
AUGAAUCGAGAAGCUUCUUCAUCUCGCAGUCGUCGUGAUGCUGAGGACUGGCGAACUGCGGACCCGUUGCACGACCGCUACGGUUAUUCCAGCUCCACCAAAGACAAUUAUGGCAGUUCUAGUAGGGAUGACCAUGACACCUCAGACCAACGAGAGGCAGAUUCUCGGGCUACUCGUGGUAGCUCUGACGUCCAUGCUCCAGGUCGAUCGUGGGAUGGAUACAGUCAAGACUAUCCCCCACCAUCCCAUCCGGAGUCAUCGUCAUGGGCACCUUCCCGUUAUGACAGAUCCAACGGCUAUGAUCAAUGGCCAGAAGGUAAAUCUAUGUCCGGGCACCACCGGGAGAGGGGUAGAAGUCGAUAUUCCGACGACAGGCAAAGUGAGGGAUGGGUGAGGGAUGACCGUAGGGAAGGUGGUGGCUGGCGACGUGAUUCAGGUUGGGAACAACAACAAGCUGAGGACCAGCCUCGUCCAUGGGAGGAAUCCUCCAGGCCAUUGUCAGGACCACUCUCAGAGAAUUCCAGGCGCGAGGAUCGCUCUUGGGAGCCAGCCGCCUCAUGGCAAUCAAAUCCUCGCACUGGCACCCAAGGACAACGCAGCUACAACUAUAACCGCAAUCAGCAUUCAAACAAAGGUUAUUCCAAGGGUGGAAAAAAGCAGAAUCACAAGCAGAAGCGUGACUGGCGUACGGAUGAUGGGCAAUUGAACAAUUGGACUCGAAGAGAGUCGCAAAACACCUCCCACAAAAAUGGGAGGCCUGCAGCAAAACGACAACAGCGCCGCUCACCUUCACCCUCGUUGGCUCGAUCCCGGUCCCCUGCUGAUUCGUACCGUUCCCGACGGUCUUCCCGCGGUCGCUCGCACUCCUCAGAUUCGCCUAGACGUCAACGGAGGGAUCCGAGUCGCGUGGGCCGUGCUGGUGGUCGCAGUCGUAGUCCCACUGACAGGAGUCGCGGCGGCGACUGGAAUAAACGGCCAAGGAGGUAUUCCAGAUCACCAACAUCGUCACCCCCAAGUCCUCGCAGUACGGACAGUCGAGGGCGGAGACGUCCACGAAGCCUCUCUUCGGUUACUAGCACGAGCAGAAGUAGGAGCCGGAGCCCCAGUCGAAGCCCAAAGGAGCGGCCACGCACGGUGCAUCGAUUGCCUGUUGCCACGUCAAUAAGCGAUAUUGCCCUAUCACUUUCUAGGACCCCUCUACCUCGAUCGACGGACGUAUUACCCAUUGCCAGGCAGAAUGGGAAAGCUGAUACUAACGGGAAGCGUGCUGAGCGUAUGCUCCCCUCAUCACGAAGUGGGAGAAAACGUGCCGAACCAAACGACGAUGUGUCUAUGCCACCACCGUCAGAUCUACCCAAUCUUUCGCGGACGCCUUUACCCGCAUCCCCUACGAGUUCUCCCACAGACGCGCGCCGCAGAUCCUCUAGUACAGCUACGCAGCGUAUCAUCUCAUCCAAGAGUGCGGGGUUCAGGCCUAUUGGCCAGGCUAGUUCUGCCGUUAAGAGGUUCUUUCCAGGAGAUGAUGAUGAGGAGCCUGAGACGAGCGCCGAUCGUCAGCCAUCCCGCAUUUCUCCUCCUUCUACAACUCAGUCUCGACUUUCGACGUCUGUCUCCACUUCACAGUCAGCCACUGAUGUUAAGCGGACACGCGUGGAGAAAGAAAUUAUACCUGCUCAUCGCCAGCGGGGCGCGGAAAUGUUCAUUUCUGACGAACAUAGGUCUUCUCUCCUUCCGAAGAACGAAGUUCGACCCUCGGGAAUCUCUGGUCGCCGACAGGAGACGUCUUGCCAUUCAUCCCUUCUUGAAGACACGGGGAUGUUUGUCGACAGCCAGCAUGGGGAGGUUCGCUUUCAGGUGCAGGACGCCGGACCAGAGACCGAUAUGACGAGACCUAUGACCCCUGUCAAAGACCCAAGGGAUGAGCUAUAUGCCAUCAUCAGCCAGGUUGGUGAGGGUACAUUUGGCAAGGUCUACAAGGCACGGAACACCAGUAAUGGGAGGUUCGUUGCACUUAAGCGGAUUCGCAUGGAAGCAGAACGAGACGGCUUCCCCGUCACCGCUAUGCGAGAAAUCAAACUUCUUCAGUCUCUACGUCAUGCCAACGUUGUCAGGUUGUACGAAAUGCUGGUUUCUAACGGUUCUGUCUAUAUGGUCUUUGAGUACAUGGAUCACGACUUAACCGGAGUGCUCUCUCAGACUCAAUUUACUUUCUCUCCGGCCCAUCUCAAAUCGUUUUGCCGUCAAAUGCUUGCAGGUCUAGCUUAUCUUCAUCACAAGGGAGUUAUACACCGGGACAUCAAGGGUUCCAACAUCUUGAUCAAUAAUCGGGGAGAGCUAAAGCUUGCAGACUUUGGCCUGGCGCGGUUCUAUCAAAAACGUAGGAAGAGCGACUACACCAACCGUGUCAUCACUCUUUGGUAUCGACCUCCAGAACUGUUGUUCGGAAGCACAGUGUAUGGUCCUGAAGUCGAUAUGUGGAGUGCUGGAUGCAUCAUGCUCGAGCUGUUCACAAAGAAGCCCGUCUUUCAAGGUAAUGACGAGAUUCAUCAGCUCGAUGUCAUCUACAAGAUACUAGGAACUCCUACCGUUGAACGAUGGCGGAAUGUCACGAGUUUACCUUGGUACGAACUUGUUAAACCCAAGGAAAUGAUACCAAAUCAUUUUAGAAGCCUAUUUGACAAAUGGCUAUCUAGCGCUGGCCUUGACUUGGCGGAGCGGCUAUUGACAUACGAUCCCGCACAACGCAUCACAGCAUUGCAGGCCCUCGAUGCCCCUUACUUCUGUCAAGAACUGCCUGAGCCCACGCCACCCGUCGGACUUUCUACACUGGAGGGAGAGUGGCACGAAUUGGAGACUAAACGCGAACGUGCCAAGAAGCGCAGGAAGAUUGAGGGGUAA